Messenger RNA from Rubroshorea leprosula, 1162 nucleotides. NCBI's taxonomy places the organism in Eukaryota, Viridiplantae, Streptophyta, Magnoliopsida, Malvales, Dipterocarpaceae. The record is from the annotation of a GenBank genome assembly.
AUUCAGUGAGUUUUCAGCUUUUUCGAUCACAAUGGUAGGCUCUGUAAACUUUCAUAUCAGGUCCAUUAGCUUGCCAUCCAGGUUUCAGUCUAAUUGUAUUGAAGCAGAACUGAAAAGGCUUCAAACGUUUGACUCAUCCUCCACUUCUGACACCAUACAAACUGGCUUCACAAGGUUGGCAGAGUUAUAUAACAGCAUCGAGGAACUCAUACGAUCUCCUCUCACCCAACAAGCUCUUCACCGUCAGCGGCAUGCAGAGCUGGUUGAAGUGGCACUUGAUGGGUCAGUAGGAAUGUUAGAUGCUUGCACUGCUGCGAGAGACAUUAUUUUGACCAUGAAGGAGAAAGUUGAAGACCUUCAGUCAGCCUUACUCUCCCCUCCUAUCGUGGAUGCUGAUUACCAUCUAUUAAUGGUGGUAAAGGCUCUGAGGGAGUCCAGUGCUAUCACUAUAUCUAGUUUCUGGUCUCUGCUUUUGUUCUUUUCAAUGCCUGUAAUGAAAACAAAGCCUGGUGGAUUGUUUUCCAAACUGAUCCCUGCUGCGGCUGAGAAAGGGCAGAAAUUUUUGAGUGAAGUGGGGAUGACAGACAUUGCUGUCUGCAAUCUCCGUGGAAAAAUCAGAAAAGGCGAUGCCAAGAUUGAUGUGCAAAUGGAGCUGAGCAGAUUGGAGACAAUUUAUGAUAAGAUGAGAGGUCUUGAAUCAGGCUUAGAUUGCCUAUUCAGGAGCCUGAUUAGACAUAGGGUGUCUCUCCUUAACAUUCUUGCACCAUAAUUGAUUUACAUUUAAUAGGAAGAAGGUGAAGAAGGAAAUUGCCAUUCACCUUGAAACAAUCAAGAAACUCGAAAGCAAAUUUGGUUCUUGUUUGAGUACUACUUUAGAUGCAUCCGAUCAAGAUCUGUCAAAUGUGGCUAGAGUACUAAGAGAAGCAAGCUCCAUCACCAUUUCUGUAAUUAGAUCUAUUCUUCUGUUCCUGUCAAUGCCUGGUGGGAAGACUGGAGCUGGCCGAUUUUCAUUAAUAUCGAAGUUGAAACCAUUGAGAUCACUGUCAUCUGAAAAAGGACAGAAAAUUGUUAAUGAGAUUGGAAGUGAGGAUCUUGGUCUUUGCUCUCUCUCCGGCAUAAACCUACCUUUGGCCCUUUAUCUUAAUAAAUUUAUAGAUUUUAA